Messenger RNA from Cylicocyclus nassatus, 333 nucleotides. The record is from the annotation of a GenBank genome assembly. NCBI's taxonomy places the organism in Eukaryota, Metazoa, Nematoda, Chromadorea, Rhabditida, Strongylidae.
AUGGAGAAAUCGUUGCGCACAUCAGAGUACAUUGAUAUGACCUACAAGUAUGAGUUAAGUGUCGGCAGAGGGGGAGGUCAAGCAAAUGAAAGCAACGAUAAUGAAUUCGUAAAAAGAUGUAGUCAGGAAGGAGACAUCGCUGAGGACGGGAAUCUAAAACAAAGGCAACACUCUUCUGGAGGAAGAGGAAUAAGAAUGGAAAACCUAGGAAUAGACACCAGAAAGAUGUGCCUUCGGAAGACGAAGAAAUCUAUGAUGGGCAAAAACACAAUAACGGCCGUAGACCAAAACCCGGGAAGUAAGUUUCAUCUAGUGCUAAAUGAACGGUUUUAA